Molecule: messenger RNA, 4766 nt
Organism: Oxyura jamaicensis (ruddy duck)
Lineage: Eukaryota; Metazoa; Chordata; Aves; Anseriformes; Anatidae
Gene: CGGBP1
Product: CGG triplet repeat binding protein 1
Exons: 2
Coding region: 120-623 (167 amino acids)
Biological process (GO): regulation of transcription by RNA polymerase II
Cellular component (GO): nucleus
Molecular function (GO): double-stranded DNA binding
Source: RefSeq, a predicted model, not a curated record
GGCCCGCCUACCGCGGCCGCCAGCCUGGGUAGGGCCGGCUGCCUGCGCGGCGGCGGGCAGGCCGCGGCGGUAACGGCCGCUAACGGCGGCUUUUUGGGUAGAGCUUACUGAAGGCAGCAAUGGAACGAUUUGGAGUGAAGUCUGCUCCAUCACGUAACCGCUCAAAGACUGCUCUGUAUGUAACUCCUCAGGAUCGUGUAACUGAGUUUGGCAGCGAGCUUCAUGAGGAUGGAGGAAAACUCUUCUGUACUUCCUGCAACGUGGUUCUGAAUCACGUUCGCAAGUCUGCAAUCAACGACCACCUCAAGUCAAAAACGCACACAAAGCGGAAGGCAGAGUUUGAAGAACAGAACGUCAGGAAGAAGCAAAGGACUCUGACGGCCUCCCUUCAGUGCAACAGUACUGCCCAAACAGAGAAAACCAGCGUCAUCCAGGACUUCGUGAAAAUGUGCCUGGAAGCGAAUAUUCCGCUCGAGAAGGCCGAUCAUCCUUCUGUGCGAGCCUUCCUGUCUCGCUACGUCAAGAAUGGUAGUUCGAUACCUAAGUCAGACCAGCUAAGGAAAGCGUACCUGCCUGACGGGUAUGACAAUGAGAACCAACUCAUCAACACCGAAGAUCGUUGAGAAGAAGACUGUUUUCAUCAUCGUUGUGAAGUUUUACAUAUUGAUGGUGUGGUUUAUUUUUAUAUUCAUGCAUAUAUACAGUGUUACAUAUUGGUUUUACAAGCUAUUUUGUAUUAUUGUAGAAAUGACAAUCUAUUUGUGACCUGAGCAGUAUGCCACUGACUGUUGCUAACCCUGCAGUAGGCUUCAGAGCUACGCUGACGUAGAACUCGUGUUGAAUGUAGGGAAGGUGCCUGGCAUACAUCCUGUCUACGUUCAGCCCAGCUGUAACUGAUGCUGAGAAAAAGGCACUUGGAUGGAGGACCUCACUUACCUAAACCAUGCAUCUUAGCAUGCAAGAAAGAGGACGCAGUAGGAAUUGUUAAUCAUGUCAGUGGAUUGCUUUGUCCAGUAUCCUGUCCGUGAGUGACCAAGAAGUGCUGCGCAUUUGAAAUGCAAGAAGCUAUAAGAAUGGUUAGUUAAAAUAUAACUGAUCUGUUGGGGGAGGAUUUUUGCAAAUUCCUAAUCAAGUUGGCUUAUAUUCUAAAACAGAAAACGUUUUUCUUCUAGAAUAUUCUUACCCUAAUUGAUGGAACUGCGGAUGUGUUUGUUAUCUAGCUUGUAUAGCCAUUCUCAUGUACUGACUUUGAACUCCACUCUUCUCAUAAAGCCAGGAGUUUUGAAGGUUUACCAUGCCUGCUCUUUUAAAUCAGUAUUUCCUUCUCUCUGUUCAACACGUUCCCUUCAGUUCCAGUGCCAAUCUUUGAAAGUUGAAUGGACAAACCAGUAACUGAGAGUGGUUUACAGAGCAGCUGCUGGCAAAUUAAUGUCACACUGGACCAAGAUCUUAGUAGAGGGGAAAAAUGCCUUUUUCUUACCAGCAGGACAAAAAAUGCUGAACCUAAAAUGGGGGUGGGAGAGGCACUAAACAGUGGAGUUGACUAAGCUUUGUAAGGCGCACAGGAGAAGAGGCUCCUCCAGCUCUCCCUGAAGGUACUCUACUUCUCUGGCCUUGACCUCAGUCAAAAGAGGUAAAAAUUAUUAAAAUGGUUUUCAGAAUAGUUACCACAAAGGAAGGCUAUCCAAUAGCUGUACGAGCAAAUAGGAACACAUGUAUACUUCGACACUAUACUGGAAUUGUACAUCUGGGCUAUAUUUCUUACACUGUGCCAAGAUCACAGCUAUUGAACUGGCAAAAAGUAAAAUUGUAAAUUGAAGAAUUUCAAUAAUACUCUUUCCCAAAUCUAGUAAGCUAUUACUAAGCUAUUCCAAAUUAUUAUGCCAAAUAGUCCACUCCACGUAAGUACUCUAUGAAGUUUUUGAGUGGAAGGAGGGAGCACUGUGCAAAGUGCUGGAUUAUGACCAACUUCUGCCUGUCCUAGAUUUUCUUUAAACUCUGUGGAUUCAGGGAGGUGCCAAGCAUCUUCUAAGUAGCAUAGAAAUCCUCCACUCAGUGCAUAUAUCAGUGUAAGCAUGCUUUUAACUCCCGCAAGUGGAGCCAGUAGUUCUGGUCAGCUUCCCUUCCCCGGUAGAGUUUCACAGCAUCUGUUUCUCCUUAUUUCUUUUAUUCAGGAUAUUUACAGCAAUACUAAGUAUUUGCUAGAAGAGACAAAAUAACCUGCUCAUUUUGUUUCCCUGGCUGUUUCUAGAGCAGAGUCUCCUUUGCUGGAUUAAAAGAGACUUAUAAUGCUUAGUAACAGCUGGGUUUUAUGCAAUUAGCUCCUGAAGAACUGCAGAUGGCGUUACAUUAUAAUCAGGCCUCCUGCUUUGUGAAGAGUUUGAACAAACCGAUAAAAGUAAAAAGCAGAAGGCUGCCUAUCCACGUGUACCGCCACGCAGGUACUCAGGUACCCCACUGCACUUUUGGUCCCUGUUGAAGGUAGUGGGACUUGAUGCGGUCACAGCAAUCCUGUCAAUGAUAUUGGUUGCUGGUUUAGAAUUUCAAGCAAAUAACAGUAGUGAUUUUUUUUUCCUAUAAUCCUAGAUAUUAAAAUAUGCCUUCCCAAAUAUCAUCUGCUAUUGCACAAGCUAGAGUUUUGCUUAAGAUCAUGAACUGCCUUGGGCUAGAACUGUUUUAUAAAUUUUCUUAAGCCAAGUGAAAGGUACACUGCCAAUGGCCUUUUCUGUCAUGACAAUAAUUUAAAGUGUUCUUUUACAGCUGCUGUCUCAUUACAGUAAAAUGAUAUCAUUGCUUUAAUCUUUUCACCUUAUGAAUGCUGUCUUACAAUUGAAGCAAACAGGAAACAAGUGUAGAGAAAACAGGCUUCCACUAAACAAAAGCGUUGAGAGAAGAAUGGCGUGAUUAAAAGAUACAGAUUUGAGCUAGUUAGCUCAGUCUUUGCUAACAUGGGACUUCCCAGGCUACGCCCCAUAACCAUUUCGGGCAGAAUUGAAUGUAUGUUUUUCCUUGGACCUGCAAACUGACAGAUAUUGUGAAAAACCUAAUGAUAACAUUACCUAUACUCCUCCCAUGACAUUAAAAAUAAAUAAAUUGAAAACAAAAGGUAGUGGUAUUGACAGCUUGUGAUAAAAAGAUAAAAUCAGUCAUCCUCAAUAAGGCAGAGCUAUAUUUGACCACCUAGUUUAUCAAAAGCUUACUCCCAACUUACAAAAUAGCUUGUAAAUUUAGGUUCUGUAUACAGAAUACAAUUCUGUAAGUAUUUUGAGAAAUUAUUCUAGUUUCAAUGUAUUUUUAAUUGCAGAAUGUAUUUUUUAAUUGCAGAAUUACUGCAGAGAGUAUGAGCCUGGUGAGGAAUCUUACCACUGUAGCCAUGGGCUACCAGCUUAUAACAGCUUGGAAGUAAAUCAUCAGGAUUUUGAAUGGAACUGAAUGAAUUGCAAUGCACAGCAGUUUGUAGGACAGUGAUGUCUUACUAGGGGAAUAUUUGUGUUAAAUAAAAAAAACACAUUUUUAAAGCUUCGUGAAAAUCAAGAUACCAAAUUAUAUGCAACAUAUAUUAAUAAUGAGGUAAAACGAUGAAAAAUAAAGUACUUCCAGGUAAGCUAGAAAGAAUAAUAAGUGAGUUUAUAUUCAUGGCCAUAGCCCAAAUCACGAACAAGACAGUUCCAGUUGUUUUCUUUUAAAGUAAAAAUGGUUCCACUCAGUCUUGGAACUGAGUCCUACAAAUAGUCAAGUUCAUACCAUAAUUUUGCAGUUGUGGCUGUAGUUGGAUAAAGCAUAACCUUGAUUUAAUUAGUAUUGAUCUUAGGGAAGAUUUACAGCCGAGGUUUUCUGGUAUGUCUAAAACUAAGUAAUAACAAAUUCCUACCACAGAGGCUGUGGUUACGUUGUUUAAAAGGCUCUAUGGGGUUUUGCUUUUUUCUGCAAGAACAUUGUGUUAUUUUUCCAUUUAUUUCCUAUAAAGGAUACUCUCAGAAGUAAAGGGAGGAUGUUAGCAGCUUCUACUUUUUGUCAUACGUGCAUUUGAAAGGGACAGGCUAUAAGGGAUACUUUUUUUUUUUCGGGUGGUUUUAUUAAUAUAUUUGAGACUAAGUGUAAUUUAAACAACAACAACAACAAAAACUACUCUGACCAUGCACUUACAUUAGUUUAGCCAACUCACAGCUAAAAUGACUGAAGUGCUUUUCUCAGAACAAUACUUUCAAAGAGUAAAAUACUAGACAAAAGGAACAUUCUCUGUCUUGUGACUACUUAUGUGUAUGCACCAUGUUAGUUUCAGCUUGCGUGUUCUUGAAAAAAAUGUGAGUUCUAGUAUUUUUAAACAUUUUGAAGCCUGUAAUUUGGCAGGUCCUUAUAGGAGGUGACACAUUGGACGUAAUGAAAGGGAAAGCUGUUUUUCAAUUGAGAGAGGAACUUGGUUCUACAAAGUAUGGGAUAUUCUCAUUGAUAGAAGGACUAUUUUUAGUCAGAGCCCCUUUUAACAAUUCUGUUGAACUGAACAGUGAAAUGCUCCCUGCUAGGUUUUGCAGAAUAAUGAGCUGGUUUUCAGGAGAGAGAGGAAAAAAAAAAAAAAAAAAAAAAAAAAACUGGAAGUUUGGCAAGGAUUAACUCUAUUUAUAUUUGCAUAUAAAGAGAGGCAAAACUCACUGUUAUCGUGUUCGCAUUGUAUUCACUGCUAAUUUUUUGUGUAAUUUGAGUGCUUGUUGUCUUUGUACAAUUUUAAGGUUGUGUCUAACUUUCAAAAUAAAUUUUUUUUAACAAAA